Molecule: messenger RNA, 2058 nt
Organism: Angiostrongylus costaricensis
Lineage: Eukaryota; Metazoa; Nematoda; Chromadorea; Rhabditida; Metastrongylidae
Source: the annotation of a GenBank genome assembly
AUGGAGUUAUUAUUGAAGAACUUACACGAUCCGGAGUGCAAGUCGACAGAACCCUUUUGUGAACUCUUAACUGCACUCAUUCGAGACUUAAAAGAUGAUUGUCGCGAAGACAUUUGGAAUGUCUUGGAAGCUUUAAUAAACGUGCUAGGGCAAGUAGUAGAACAAGCAUACAGGGUGCAAGAUGAUCGCUUGACAGAAGGUUGUGCUGAGCUAUUUUUUCACGUACCUAGAGGUGUCGCUGGAGCUUUUCAUAGCACUGCCAAUGAAAAAAUCUGUUCUAUAAUCUCGGGCAUAUUGCACUUGCCAAACGCGGAUGUUCGGGAGUAUGGUGUAACGAUUCUUGAGAUGUUUGUACAACUGCUUGUUCAGUACGUCCGCAAGGGCGUGGAAGCAGAUCUAUCACCUUUGGAAGUUGCCCUUCUUAACAUGCUAGAAGAUCUCAACUCAAUGGAGCUUGUUAAUUGCAUGGCUCGUCUUUUGCGUUUAUGUUUUGUGCAACGUAAAUGGGUGAACAUGUUUUCUUCCAACACUAAGCUCCUGUCAGUGAUCACAAAACUAUUGUCUUCAUCCUUCUUCGAAAUUAAUUCAGUGUUCAUCGAAUUUCUAUCGGAGUGUGUACUGAAGGUGUUUCCUUCAUCUGAAUGGGGUCAUUCGAUUGGCUGCAUGUGUUCUACUUUAGUUUUCAAGACAGGAGAUCUUUCAGCAGUGUUCAAUUUCUUCAACAACGCAAUAAACCUCGUCUAUUUCGAUGAACACCUAAUGCCCGUCGUCGGGAAGUUCUCUGCUGUUGUGUUUGAGAAGGAGCAUGGUUUUGUAGAACAUCUUCUAAAUCUCUAUUCAACUGUUUGUUUGAACAAACGACCCUUGAAGGAUAUUGUUUGCGGAGAUGUUAAUAAUGUCAUCGAAUACCUUAAGAAUCUUAUUCGUGGAAAAGAUUAUUCCUUAGAAACCUCGCAAACUGCACUUAUUGCUGUUUCAUCAUUGUUCAGAGUAGACCAAUCUCGUCUUGGAGAAAUUGACAUUUGUCAAGUGGAGGAAUUUGUAAGAGUUGCUCUUGCCCAGUUUUUUGUACCUUUCACCAAACUUUGGUCAUCAAUGUAUGGAUUUUUGGAGUCUUUUGCUCGAGGCAUGGAUAUUGAUGAAUUCUGGUCGGUUAUAACGGAAGUAUUUAAUCAAGUCAAUGCAGGAUGUCGAGAUCAAUAUCCAUCGCCUAGUGCGGCAUCUAUUUUGCCCUUGUGUGACAAGAACGAUAGAGCAGACUACUAUUCCGUGCGCACUCAGGUUUUAAAAUUCAUUGACAGCGUUUGGGACCUAGGACAAAGAAGAACAAGAAUUUUAUCUCCAAUCCUUCUAGGAAUCUACGAGAUUGAAUAUCUUCCAUUUAUCACUGAGCGCAUAACUUCGUGGCAGCAACGCCUACCAGAAACGAGCAUUUUAGGAACUGACUCUCAGAAAAACGAGUAUUCAGAGAAACGUGAUCAAUACUUAACCGUAACGAAGACUUUGUGUGCAUUCCUUGAUAUCUACGCUAAAUUUACAGAUGCUAAAUCUGUGUAUUUGGAGCCCAAAAUACGUGACAUGUACAAUCAUCUUUUGAUAUCAGGAAAUGAUAUGGUCCAAAAGUCGGUUAUGGCGUGCAUAUUUUCAUACAAAGACAAGGCUUUGCUACCCUAUCAAGAAAAUUUUGAACGCCUACUCAAUGAAAAACUUUUCCGCGAACAACUGGUCCUGUUUUCCAUAAACGAAAAUGAGGGAAAUUCUAUCAUUCAUUUAGAUCAUAGACGUGCUGUUAUGUACAUACUUCUCAGGCUACUUUACGGGAAGCUCUGGGCACAUACGAAACGUAACGUGGUUGAAUCACGUCGUGCGGCUAUAUUUCGCUAUCUUGGUGGAUGUCGACCAGAUGAAUUGCUAGAUUUCUUGAAGAUUUUGUUCGGACCUAUUCUGGAAGUUAUAGGAGCAGUUGAAAUGGACUUCAACAAAAUGGAAGCUCUAUGUAGCGAUGAGCAAACUUUGUUUAAGAUGGACUUCAUCGGAAUAAAAAGGUGCGUUGUGUAA